This is a messenger RNA of Lactuca saligna, 351 nucleotides long. NCBI's taxonomy places the organism in Eukaryota, Viridiplantae, Streptophyta, Magnoliopsida, Asterales, Asteraceae. The record is from the annotation of a GenBank genome assembly.
AUGAAAAAUUCUAAUGAAAAUCGCAAAGCAAGAGACCCUGUUUUGACAGCAACAGAUUUGAAGAAAAGAAAGUUCGGUGAUGAGUAUGGUGAUAGGACAGGGCGCCAUUCCAUAAUCCCUCCGAAAAUCCCAGUGCUUCAAAUUUCAAAAGGUUUCUCGACAGAUAGAGAAAGGGAUAUACGGACUCUUGCUCGUCAUCAAAUCAUUUGCAGAAAAGAUGUCAUGGAAGCUACUACUAAAGAAUUCAAUGCACUGGUGGCUACGAUCAUCAAUGGAAGAAUGUGGAUGGGCUCUGUAGGGAGAUCAAAUCUAAGGUUGUUUCAAAAGCUUACUGAGAAGCCAAACGAAUAA